Molecule: messenger RNA, 1484 nt
Organism: Pezoporus occidentalis (night parrot)
Lineage: Eukaryota; Metazoa; Chordata; Aves; Psittaciformes; Psittacidae
Gene: CTSD
Product: cathepsin D
Exons: 9
Coding region: 170-1366 (398 amino acids)
Biological process (GO): proteolysis
Cellular component (GO): lysosome
Molecular function (GO): aspartic-type endopeptidase activity
Source: RefSeq, a predicted model, not a curated record
CGCCCUCACGUGACGCUGCCGGUUGCAAUUUUAUCCCGUCAGCUGACUGGGAGCGAUCCCCGGAGAGGGGCCGCCGCUCCUACAAAAACAGGGAAGGCGGGCGGCAAGGGCCGCGUGUGGCCUCUCGUCCGCGGCUCCCUCUGCGUCCCACAGACACCGCAGCGCCAGCAUGGCGCCCCGCAGCCUCCUCCUCCUGCUGCUGCUCACGCUGGCCGGGCCCUGCGCGGCCCUCAUCAGGAUCCCUCUGACCAAGUUCCCUUCCAUGCGGCGGGUCCUGAACGAGGUGAACAGUGAGAUCCCGGACAUGAAUGCUCUGACCCAGCUCCUCAAGUUCAAGCUUGGCUUCAGUGAGGUGGCUGAGCCCACUCCAGAGAUCCUGAAGAACUACAUGGAUGCCCAGUAUUAUGGUGAGAUCGGCAUCGGAACCCCACCACAAAAGUUCACUGUGGUCUUUGACACUGGCUCCUCCAACCUCUGGGUGCCAUCUGUGCACUGUCACCUGCUGGACAUCGCCUGUUUGCUGCACCACAAGUACGAUGCCUCUAAAUCCAGCACCUAUGUGGAGAACGGCACCGAGUUUGCCAUCCACUAUGGGACAGGGAGCCUCUCUGGGUUCCUCAGCCAGGACACUGUCACGCUUGGCAACUUGAAAAUCAAGAACCAGAUCUUUGGAGAAGCUGUGAAACAGCCAGGCAUCACAUUCAUUGCAGCCAAGUUUGACGGAAUCCUGGGCAUGGCAUUCCCAAGGAUCUCUGUGGACAAGGUCACCCCUUUCUUCGAUAACAUCAUGGAACAGAAGCUGAUUGAGAAAAACAUCUUCUCUUUCUACCUAAACAGAGAUCCUGCUGCUCAGCCUGGUGGCGAGCUGCUCCUGGGGGGCACCGACCCCAAGUAUUACAGUGGCGACUUCAGCUGGGUCAAUGUCACACGCAAGGCUUACUGGCAGGUCCACAUGGAUGCGGUGGAUGUUGCCAAUGGGCUGACCCUGUGCAAAGGGGGCUGCGAGGCCAUCGUGGACACAGGAACUUCACUCAUCACUGGCCCCACUAAGGAAGUGAAGGAGCUGCAGACAGCCAUUGGUGCAAAACCACUCAUCAAAGGCCAGUAUGUGAUUCCCUGUGAUAAAGUGUCAUCUCUGCCUGUCAUCACACUAACGCUAGGAGGGAAGCCCUACCAGCUCACUGGAGAGCAGUAUGUCUUCAAGGUUUCUGUACAAGGAGAGACCAUCUGCCUGAGCGGCUUUUCAGGCCUGGACGUCCCACCCCCUGGGGGCCCACUCUGGAUCCUGGGAGAUGUCUUCAUCGGUCCCUACUACACUGUAUUUGACCGUGAUAAUGACUCUGUUGGCUUUGCCAAAUGUGCCUAAACGCCUGACCCGCCUCCCACUGCCUCUGCCACACACACACUUCCACACAUGCACAGGAGCCAUGGAGAAAGAUUACCAGGAUUAGAAAUCCAGGGAGUGGAAAGAAAAAAAAAAAGAA